Messenger RNA from Drosophila busckii, 727 nucleotides. Its product is annotated as malate dehydrogenase, mitochondrial-like. Gene Ontology annotation, cellular component: cytoplasm; mitochondrion. Gene Ontology annotation, biological process: tricarboxylic acid cycle. NCBI's taxonomy places the organism in Eukaryota, Metazoa, Arthropoda, Insecta, Diptera, Drosophilidae. Gene Ontology annotation, molecular function: L-malate dehydrogenase (NAD+) activity. The transcript has a single exon. The record is from RefSeq and is a predicted model, not a curated record. Bases 336 to 692 code for a protein of 118 amino acids.
UAUUAUUUUCGCUUGUUAAUUUUCCAGCGACUUGCUUGCCUUGUGUGUUCGCUUUAUCGAGCGCACACUGUAUGCGUGCGUGCGUGUGUCUGUAUUUGUUUGUGAUUAAUGGUAAUUGGUUUUAUGGCUUUUGCACAGUACUCGGCCACGCUCUUGCUGCCAGCAAUUUGUUAUUGUAAUUUCGCUUUUAGUCAUUGCUGUUGGCGAUCGAAACCCAAACCGAAACCCCAAUCCCCAAUCCGUGCCCCAACCCAAUUGCAAAGGCGCAGCUGGGCAGGGCGGUGAAGGAAGCAAAUCUGGUGAUCGCUAUAGCGGGCACACUACGCAAACCGGGCAUGACGCGCGAGAUGCUCUUCGAUGUGAACGCCACUGUGGACUUCGAGGCAGUCUGCACCAUAGCGGAGAACUCGGCGCAUGCGCUGAUACCGAAUCCGAUUAAUUCGCUGGCAGCGGAUGUGCUCAUCCAGAAGGAUGUCUUUGAUCCGAAUCGUUUGUUUGGCAUCACCACCAUCGAUGUGCUGCGAGCCGAAAGCUUUGUGGCCGAGCAACUGAGCGUGGAGCCGUCUGAGGUGAGCCUGCCCGUGAUUGGUGGCCACGAGGGCGAGACCAUCAUGCCCGGGCUCUCGCAGUGCUCGCCCAUCUUUCAGGCCUCCAUACAGCGCGGCAAAGAUUUCGUUAAGAUGAUGAUGUAAGUCGCAAUCAACAACAGAAUUCUCUCUUAAAAAUU